Notothenia coriiceps (black rockcod) is the source of this 4437-nucleotide messenger RNA. Its product is annotated as ubiquitin carboxyl-terminal hydrolase 36-like. The coding region runs from base 44 to 2449 and encodes 801 amino acids. The record is from RefSeq and is a predicted model, not a curated record. The transcript has 12 exons. NCBI's taxonomy places the organism in Eukaryota, Metazoa, Chordata, Actinopteri, Perciformes, Nototheniidae.
CCCUCGUGUUGUAUUGUGGGAAGAAGUUCUGCCCCUAACAAUCAUGGCGGACGCUUUUGGAGACGGUUUGUUCAGCGUGUUUGACGAUGAACAACAAACUACCACAAGCAAAAAGAUACCCGCUUCUCUGACUGCAGAAAUCGGGAAAGUUAUUACUAAAAAUGGCGCUGAUAAAGAAGCUGCUUCUCCUGCCGUCAAGAGGGAGGCCGACAGUGACGGAGGAGAGGAGGUUCUGUUCGGGAAGAAAGCUCGACACGAGGCCAUCUGUGCUAACGACCUGAAUCUUGCAGAAUUCAUGCCCCAAGUGAAGGUGGAGCAGGUGGAGACUGUGGAGGGAUGCUGUCAUGAGGUCGCACUGCAAGCCAACGAAGAAUACAAACCACUGAAGCCACGAGUGGGGAAAGCAGCCAAGAAACUGGAGCCUGCACAACUGCGUAAGAUCCAUUCCAUGGACGGUGGUUUGGGCCUCCCCAUUUCCAGGAAUGGUGUGGGCUCUCAGCCAGUGCCCAGACUUUCCAACUGGGUGUCCAACGGCACAUCAAAGCUGCCAGGUGGACCCACGUUUAUCGACGAGCCAUUCAAGAAGCUGAAGAAGCCGUCCCCCCAGAGCCAGGGGCCGUCCCGCAGCGACACCCCCACCCCUUCCAACGGGGUCAGCAGGACGGAGGGAGACAAGAAGCAGGGCGGCGAAGGCAGAGGCAUGUCAGCGUCUACCUCAUUCAAGUCUUUGUCUGACUCCUCCUCUGCCGACACAUCGGACUCCAAGGAUUCGGUGGGGACCAGAAGUGCGCCUGUCGGAGAGACCCCCUCCACCCCCCGGAAAGGCUCCCUCAGCCUGGCCUCUCCAGCCAAGAGCGUGGAGCGCUCUCAGAGCACAGAGGAGCAGAAGACAGCUAAAAUCAAACCCCCGGCCCUCAACAACAUCACGUCUGAAGCCACCAUGUCACCUCCACCUGCCAAGAAACUGGCCCUGUCAGCCAAGAAGGCUCGCAGCCGGAGACCGAGCAGCAUUGAUGCUCUGCCCCCUUUGCCACGCCAGCUGUCCAGUGACCCCACGCAUCAAAAUCAACUUAACCCCCUCACCUUUGCCUCACCUACCCACACUCACAGAGCUGUACCAUUCCAUUCACCUAAAGUCCAGUCUUCACCUUUGGCCCACUCAAGUGGAUCCUUCAAACAGCAGAGCCCUCAGAAACAGUCCCCUCUCUCCACUCCACAAAAACCAAACGCCAGCCUUUCUCCUAAAACCAACGGGCUUCACAAUGCCGGCCCAAAGAGCCCCAAGUCUUCCAACAACCUCAGCUCCUUGGUCCAAGAACCAGACCUCAACAGCGCUCAAAAAGUCAACCAAAAGAAGAAGAGGAAAAAGAAGCGCAGGCAUUCUGAGGUGGAGGGUGACACAGAGCCAGCAGCUGAAGUGAUACAGGCCGACCCCGUGGAGUCAGCCAGCGAGAAGAAGCGCAAGAAUAAAAAGAAGAAGCGAAAGAAGGCGCAUGAAGACGGAGAGGAAGCCAAGGAGAGGGAGUGUGUCCUGUCUCACCUGGACACACCCAACCAGGAAGAGGACUGGUGCCAGGGUGGUAUGUGGAGCCUUACAUCCCAUCCAGAUACAGAGCAGUCCAAACUAAAACCUCAGUUAGCUACCAAAACCCCAACGCUUUGCGAGUCAAAUCCGGAAGACCAGGGAAAAGACUCUGUGAAGUUGAAAAAGAAGAAGAAGAAGAAGCUGCAGGUGGAGGAGGCUCUGGAGGAUACAUCUUCAGCAUGCUCCGCACCAGAGAGAACUUCGGAGAUGAAGGCCACAGACACACAGAAUAAUACGGCAGAUUUGAUAAUGUUGAAAAAGAAAUUAAAGAAGAGGAAGAAGAAGCUAAAAGAAGAGGUGAGCCUGUGGGAGGAGAGUAGGCGCUGCUCGAAUGGACACAACGACGAGCCUGAACAAGUGGAACCUCCUUCCAACGAGAACACCAAGGAGAACGGAGAAAUUAGUCAAAACAACACAGCCAGAGUGGUGGUGUGGGACAGCCAAGUGAAGGACGGCUACAAACGCAGCAAGGCGCCAGCGGCUGAUGGAGGUGAAGUAGGAGACACCCCGGCCCCUGCAGCCCCUGCUGCUCCUGGAGCCUGGGACGGUAAAAAGACAAGUGGUGUGGUGGAGGAGCUGCUGAAGAACUCUACAGACAAGGCCUACGGAGCCAACGUCCUUAGUUGGGAUGGAGAUGUCUCUGCUAUUAGUAGAGAUGCUGCCGACGAUGUCCGCCAAGCCCAGUGUGACACUGUGAUCGAUGAGUGGGAUGAAGACUUUGAUAGGGGAAAGGUGAAGAAAAUCAAAAACUAUAAAAGAGAGAAGUGGAGAGGUGGCAGCAGCAUCUUCCAACAGAUCCAGGAAAGGCGGAGCAAGUGGUCUGUCACGCCCGGCGGGAAGAGAGCUUUUGGAGUCCGUCGCUGAGAGUCCAGAUUGCUGUUGAGGCUCUUGCUGACUGGAAAUUGAGACAACACUGAAUACCAAACUUCUGUACCUUUAAUCAGUCUUUUAUUUUUAUUAUUUUUUUUUUAUCUCUCUUUCCUUUGUUGAGACCCAAAUUACACGAAAGAACCGCAGACUACUUUGACAGUCUUGAUCUCAAUUUUAAACAAACCUGAAAUAUUGGCUUCAGUGUUGAGCAAUCUUAUCCCCUUUUUAAUCAAAAUACUGAAUCAAGCUUUUCUACGCAUGCAAUAUGUAACAGAAACCUCUACACCUCCAUGUCAAAUGAAUAUGAAAAAUAAUUUGUUGGCCUCCUUUGAGCCUAUUGUUUUUGCCCUAACAAUAUUCAGCUUCUAUUAAAUUAAAUAGUUGCUAUGUGUAGUAUGAAAUCUUAUAUCUGCUACACUUCGGCUGUCUUGUGUUGGAAACUGAACACAAUCUCAGAGCCAAGUUUUGCAGACAUAAGAGCUCCGUUUGUAGGACGUUUUUAAAACUCCUAAAAUUCUUCUAUUCUAAAUUACAAAUAUCAAAAAUAUAUUAUUAUAGAUUUCUGUAUGAUUUACCUAUUGUAUACCUUUGUUCGCCGACAUUUUAUUUUACUGCAGUGUCAGUGCCACGUGGCUUGUUUUUAAGGACCACAUUUUGCCUGCAUAUUGUUGGUAAAAUUAAGCUUUAAAAUGGCCACUAUUUUCUUAGUAUGCAUGUUAAAGAUAUACAAAGGUAAAUUUGUUUUUAGUUGUGCAAGUUUUUGUUUGUAAUUUCUUUUUUUUCUCCUUUACAAAUCCUGUUUAUUUCAGAUUUAAAUGUAGAUACAUUUAAGGCCACAAAAGAAUGCUCUGUCAAUUUCUAUUAACAGUUAAACUGUUAGUGGUUGUGUUCAUGAACCACUUGUUGGAUGAUUAGCCUCUGUUUACCUUGACCUUACUGGUUAUUGACAACUCAUAAUGUGUUAUACAGGAUGUAGGUUGGGGUUGUUGGGCGGAACUGUCAUCAGUCCAGCGUUCAGGAGCUCUGUGGAGAUUUGACUUUUCACAAACUGUUCUUCACCAAUGUUCUGAAAUAAAGGGGUUGCAUUUUAUACUUGAGGCACUUUGUUAGACUGGGAUUGCCACAUGCUAAUCAUUUAUUUCCCCCUUGUAUCUUAUAUCUCUAUGCAAUUUUCUGAUGCUCAUGCUGGUCACCUAGAAACUGGGCUAAGUCUCAGGAAACCAGACAACCCGUAUCCCAUUUUCAUCUCGGAUCAUACUCCCCUGUUUCAUAUUAGACUAGUUCCUAUCCAGGACCACCAUUUUGCUUCUUGUACAUCCUGUAGAAAUAGUUUUUUACAAAAUAUUUCAGGUGUGGAAACCAUGGGAUCAUCUUGCACCAAUCCUGGCACAGAUGCGUAGAGAAACUAGCGUUAUAAAAAAUGCUUUGCCAGCGUAGAAGCGUGUACAGUCCAUCUUGUGCUACCUGUUUCCCACCACCGCUGUAAAGAUUUGCCCAUGCAUUUCUUCUCAUUCUAGAGAUGUUGCCUUGAAUUGGCUAUCAAAAAAGUAUAGGAUGUAAUGUUAUAAAUAUAUAAUUUUAAAGAAGAUAAGACACAGAUCUUUUAUGUGCUACUAAUACUCAGAUCAGUGGGUGGAUGUUAACUUAAGCAAUUAUCUGCAAAUGUGUUUGCUCGUGUGUGUGUGAGAGAGCGGUCUUCAUGCAAGACCUUCCCUAUGUCACUGGUGUGUACAGUACAAAAGACUACAGCAGUCUAAUUUCCAUAGGACAUGUUUGUCUGCUAUGAAAUCGGCAAAGGAUGUGACUCUCAAACUAACACAGGAACAUUUACCAGUGUGGAUGGACGGUCCACAUGUUUGCAUUGAUGGUUCUAUAUUUUGCACCACUUCUUUCUGACCAUGGAGGAGACCUUUCAUAAUGAAAGUGUCUCUUUCCACAUUAUAGUUAGCUAUAAAGGUGCAAUAAAGUUGUGACUUUUGUGA